AUGGCGUUCAGAAGUACACGUUUUCUAAUUUUCUCUCUGACUUUUCUCUUAAUUUUCCACAUUUUGCGCUGCGAAGACGAGCCUAAAAAGGCUGAGAAAGAUGACAAAGAUGAAGCAGAGGUAGAAGACGAUAAGGAGGAUGAAAAAUACGAUCCAGAAAAGGAGAAACGGGAAGAAGAAGAAGAGAAACGAUUAGAGGAGGAACGUUUCAAAAAGAAAAAAGUUUAUGAUUAUGAUGAUGCCGACAUUGAAAGGCUUUAUGAUCAAUGGGAGGAUAAUGACGACGUCAAACUACCAGAGGACGAACAACCGGACUUCAAGAAGGAGGUCCCACAACCAGAUAUUAACACUAUCGAUUUUUCGAAUCCUGAAAAUAUCAUGAAAGCAACGAAAAAGGGAAAAACAUUGAUGAUGUUUGCAAAUAUGGUUGGUAACCCAAGUAAGCGUGAAACAGAACGUAUCUCCGGGUUAUGGCAGAGCAGUCUUCACAAUGGAGGAAUAGAGGUUCAAAGGUACGUUAUUGAACCUUCAAAAGUCCUGUUUGUUUUCAACGAUGGUUCGCUGGCGUGGGAGGCAAAAGAUUUCCUGAUAACACAGGAGACCUGUAAGGAGGUUACAAUAGAACAGAAGGCUUAUAUUGGGAAAGGAGGAGAAAAGGAAAAGGCUGAGGAGGAGAAGAAAAAGGCAGCAGAGGCUGAGAAGAAGAAAGAAGAUGAAGCCAAAGAUGGGGAGGAAGACGGAGGGAAGGGAACGGCCAAAGAGGCACAGAAACCAAAAGAUGAAUUAUGAGAAAAACAUUCCUAGUCCCUUUAAAAUUCUGUUAAUCAAAAUGUUAUCUCUGAGCAUUUUCAGAAGUUAACUUUAACUGCUUUCAAUGUUUUAACAUUUUAUGUGGUGUUUAUGGUUGUGUUGGAUAUGAAUGGCAGCAACUGCAUUUUGAUAGAGUUGGAUGAGGAGGCAGACAGCUUCUUGAAGAGCAGGGAGUCUCAAGAGUUUAGCAACCCACUGUAACUUAGAACACUCCCUGUACUGAAAAUAGUGCAAACAUUAACCAUGAUGUCUUAUUUUACUGGUGCAUUUAUUAAGAGCCUGUGGAAAUAACAGUCCCAAGAUCAUGUAAAUCUUUGCCUUCUUCUGCCACUCCCCCAGGGCCAAACUGAUUGUGGCUUUCAUCAUGUGUGUGUGUUUUAUCAUUCCAAUGUGAAUUGACCCUGACGAGAAAACCACAGAAAACAAAUAUAUGACCCUAAAAGGUUUGUUUACACCGGGGGUUUGUGUGCAGGGCUUGAGAAGCAAACAUUAACUCUUGAUUUCCUAAGGAUGGAACGCUGUGGCUCUCAGCAAUUUCUGUCAUUGCUUUAUCGUGACGUAAUACUCGCAUGGUGCUUAGGUCGUUUUAGUGAAGUCUGCUGGCCAACCAUGGUGGUCUAUAGGUGGCGUGGUUUUGAACUUGUUGGCCAAGUUACAUCAUCAAGUAUGUACACAAACUUGUUACUAUGCAAUACUUAACUGCUGUCCAUAGAGAUUAUCAAUGAUAAGAGUGCGAACGAGAAGAAGAAGAAGAAUGAUUGGAGUGUAACUGGUAGUAUUUGCUGGUGACCAAAAGUCUCUGUGGUUUGGGAAAAUAUCUUUCGUGCUUCUUGGACUUGGAGAAUCGCCCUAACAAUAAUUAAACUGCCUGGACAUCAUGGAACACUGAUACAAAAACAUUCUAUUGUGUUGUAAAUUUGUACAAAGUGUAUGUUGGUGAGGAAUAGUCUGUUAAUGAUAUUUUUGUAUGCAAUAAAGUGAAGUUAGUGGC
Lineus longissimus is the source of this 1801-nucleotide messenger RNA. RefSeq names its product LDLR chaperone boca-like. Gene Ontology annotation, biological process: protein folding. Lineage: Eukaryota; Metazoa; Nemertea; Pilidiophora; Heteronemertea; Lineidae. The record is from RefSeq and is a predicted model, not a curated record. Bases 1 to 789 code for a protein of 262 amino acids. The transcript is spliced from 5 exons.